Messenger RNA from Mucor velutinosus, 921 nucleotides. Its product is annotated as Mitochondrial pyruvate carrier. The transcript has 5 exons. Bases 1 to 921 code for a protein of 306 amino acids. The record is from RefSeq and is a predicted model, not a curated record. Lineage: Eukaryota; Fungi; Mucoromycota; Mucoromycetes; Mucorales; Mucoraceae. Gene Ontology annotation, cellular component: endoplasmic reticulum membrane.
AUGCCAUCUAUAGAAGAGCAGCACAUACAGACACUGGAAACAACAGCUUUACUGCCGCCACAUGCUGCUGUACAAGUUCAUACUUAUGCAACCGUUUCGCAAGAUGCAGAGACAGGCAAUCUAGUUGUCGUAACUCAAAAAGAGAAGAGGUCAUGGUUUUGGACCAGCAACUCUUAUGCCUGGUCGCUAGCAAUGUUGGUGCUCCUGUUCCUGAUAUUCACUGCCUUGGAAUACACUCUCAUCAAGCUCAGCUUACCGGCUAUGAAUCCACAUGACAGAGACGCUAUCAAGUUUCCAAAGAAUUUGGAGGAUCUAAGAAAGCUGAAUGCUGUGCUAUCAAUGUAUAUGGACAAACAUUUCAUCAGUGUAUAUGUUGCAUUCAUCAUUACUUAUAUAUAUCUGCAGAGCUUUUCGAUACCUGGAUCCAUGUGGCUAUCCAUCCUCGGCGGCACUUUGUUCAACUUUUGGCUCACACUAUUCACAGUAUCAAUGUGCUCUGCUAUCGGAGCAACAUUUGCGUACAUCAUAUCAAGGAGUCUUGGAUCCGUUGCUGUCAUUAAACUCAUGGGCGAGAGGCUCAAGAAAUGGAAUGAGCAGCUUGUACAACAUAAACAGCACAUGUUCAACUACAUGAUUGUCUUGAGAAUAUCACCAUUGCCGCCUAAUUGGACAGUCAAUCUAGGCUCGCCUCAUUUGGGUGUACCCAUUGGCCCUUUCUUCUGGGGCACGUUUGUGGGUGUCGCUCCACCUUCCUUUAUACAUGUCCAAGCAGGUGCUGCAUUAGAUCGCCUAUCCUCAUCUGACAAGUUGGAGCUAUUAACGCCCAUUAAUGUACUAUGUCUGCUGGCUGUUGCUGUAGUAGCCUUGAUACCUGUAUUAGUUAGACGGCGAUUUCAGAGCCCUCCUCCUAUUUCCAUUUAA